This is a messenger RNA of Porites lobata, 3762 nucleotides long. The record is from the annotation of a GenBank genome assembly. Lineage: Eukaryota; Metazoa; Cnidaria; Anthozoa; Scleractinia; Poritidae.
AUGCGGCAGUUGAAAAGCAAGUACUUCAAAGACAUCUGGAACUACAUAGAGUGGGCCUUCAUCUCCUUUACCAUUACUACGAUUGUACUGUUCUUUUUCAAAUCAGAAUACACCAGGUAUUACUUAAGUAUCUUGAUAUGUAAAUAUAAAUAAUGUUUUGCAGUCAUAGGUAGUAGAGGAGUAUGUUUAUGAAAGCUGGCAAACACGAAAGUUGAAAACAAAGGUGCUUUAGUUUGUUGGAAGCUCCCUGACCCUGCACAAUCCUUUGUUUUGAGUUCAAAAAUUUGGACUGGAUAAAUUAAUGCGAUGUUUUUGUUGGUCAGUAAGUUAAAAAUGAUAAGAAUGCAAUUGAACGAAGUGCACGGUCAGGUUAAAAAAGGUAACAAAAAGCAUAUGACAAUGGAAUCUAACGGGUUUCAUAAUCAUUACACUUUAAUAACUAUGAUGCAAUGGACGGCUUAGAGAGACUAUUGGGUUUUCACAUUUUUAGUGUUUAGUAUCAAGGGAUGUUUUUACAAGUGGCGCCGUAUUUGGACAAAAUACGUUGGGUCAAAAUAUGAGGCGAGUAAACAUAUCCCACGAUAGUACAUUCAUAACUGUUUAACAAGAUAUUUAUUUUUUCCACUUAGAUUGGGCGGUCUACAGUACAACUUCAUAAAUUUGCACACUUACUUGUUUCGAGAAUUCGUGACAUGAAACAGACGUCACUCCUGUACAAGUCCAGUUUUGCCUGCCUUUUCGGCGUUUUUGUUGUUUGGUUAAGUCUUUACUCCGUCCCAUUUGCUAGCAAAACACAGAUGGAAUAAUAAAUAGUUUAUAAAGCUUAUAAUGAUGGCCUUGCGGUUUUCGCGUAAUACCGCCAUCCGAGAAGAAAGAAAAAGGUUGCAAAGGAAAGAAUCAUCCGCCAAAUUAAGGAAAUUUAGAAAUAAAAAACAGAGAAGGAAAAUGAACGGAUUUUGUCUUACACAGGGUUAGCGCUUUGGCUACACUCCCGGUACACCCAAACCUCCCCUUUUAAUGCUAACCCCUACUCCCCUCCCCUUGAGGGGAAAGGUUACCUCCUGCCGAUUGUAAUAUGAGCAAUAGACCAUUUGCAAAUUCCUUUAAACAAUGUCGCAAGGCUUGGGUUGAGAAAAUACGUUGAUUUGUUUAUGAUCUGUUUAUCCUACCCUUGCAAGCCUCGCGACUCUCCUCAUAAGGGAGCUUUAGCAACGAAAACGGCGACGGUAGCGAGAAGGUCAAAAAGCAAUAGGUUUGAUUAGCAUAAUAACAACCUUGCACGUGCAGCACACUGCAUAUCCUACCCUUGCAAGCCUCGUCCAUCUCCUCAUAAGGGAGCUUUAGCGACGACGACGGCGACGGUAGCGAGAAGGUCAAAAAAGCAAUAGGUUUGAUUAGCAUAACAUCAACCUUACACGUGCAGCACACUUUUUUGUACAUGUCUUUGCCGUCACUGCACGACUACGGCGUGAAAAUCCCUAAUUUAACGUUUUAUGGAGGACGUAACAAGCGAAAACGAAUAUUUUUCGCUUUCAAAACUUGAGUGUGGUCCCAAGAACUCCAGGGAAAUUCGCCUACAUUUGACAUUUUCAGCGAACUGGAAGAAGCGCGACAAAGUUUGAAAAAACCCGAAUUCAUUUUAAAACUGACGUUUUCGCUGCCGUCGCCGUCGUCCAUGCUAUAACUCCCUAUUGUUAUCUUACUGAAACGGAAUGCGGGAAAAAUCUCUUCAACGUUAAUUUGGCAAACGGAAAUAAUCACGCGACUUAACGUCGUUCUCGGUUAGAGGUAAAUGGAUCUAAAUGUCCCAAUUAUAUCAUAAUCAUCAUAGCUUAUAAUCAUCAUCAUCAUCAUCAUCACUAUCACCACCACCAUCACCAUCACCAUCAACAUCAUCAUCGUUGUCGUCAUGGUCAUCGUCAUCAUCAUCAUCAUUAUUAUUAAUAUUAUUAUUAUUAUUGAUAUUAUUAUUAUUAUUAUUUUCAAUAGGAGGCUGGUUGAGAAAGUGCAGGCCAACCCUUACGCCCGAAUGAGCUUCGAUUACGUGGCUUUGUGGACAGACACAGAGAGUGUGUUUCUUGCGCUGGUCAUCUUCCUGGCGACAACGAAAUUCUUGCGCAUCUUAAAGUUUAAUAAGCACAUCAGCAUAGUAACCAAGAGCAUGGCAAUUUCCAAAGGACCACUACUUUCCUAUUCCGUUUGCUUUGUGGUGGCUCUCUUGGGAUUUGCUACGUUUGGUAACAUCACCUUUGGCUCCUCAGCGUACAUGUUUUCCACAUUUCCAAGAUCAAUUGUUAAUUCGUUCGAAAUGAUCCUUGGUAAAGGUGAGAAAAAUCUUCGAUUCAACACUGGACGAAAAAUUUACUUUUGAUCCUCACUAGCGACUCUACCAUGUACGCGUGCAUAACAGGGACUUUAAGAUCCAUCAACGCGACCGCUACGAGAACGUCAAAGAAAGCCAAUAGGUUUAAAAAGCAAAACACCAACUUUGCACGUGCAUCACACUUUUUUGUACAUUUCUUUGCCGUUUUUGCACGACUAUGACGUGAAAAUGCCUAAUUUUUGCGUUUUAUGGAGAAUGUAAACAAUUAACGACGAAAUUUUAUUUCUCUUUCUGAACAUGGAUAUGGUCCCUUGGAAUUCAACUUCUUGAGAGUUCGCCUACAUUUGACGAAGUAAAUGGGCAGGAAUAAUCGCAAUAGAGACUGAAAGAACGCAAAUUCAUUUUUAAGCGACGUUCUCGAUGCUGUUGCGUCGUUGGAUCUUAAAGUCCCUGUUCCCAAAUAGCGGUACAACCAUGUGUAAGCAUAACAUGGUCUUUACUGGCGACGCAAGCGUGAACAAAAACAUGAAGAACAUAAGAAGCGAAAGGCCUAGACAUGAGCAUAACCCUAAACACAGAAAUUAUCGAUGUAAAAACUUUGCAUUCUUCUUAUGCUUAUGCUUAUAUGUUAAGGCCGUCUUCAUUAGCGCAUGUCCUUAAACUGGUUAUGCAUACUUAGUAGGCUUGUGCUUGCGUCGCACUUUUGAAAAUAAAUAAGGCCGGUUGGAAUGACUUAACUCCAUCAGUGUAAAUUCUACCGGAAUAAACCCAUGACGAAAUAAUUAGCUAUGUCUUUCAUCUGCUUUUCUUGUAAUAUAUCAAACAUGAGAUGCAGUGUUUCAUCACCAGAUGAAACACCAAGAAGAGAGUUGAAAAUACGACGCGCAGCGGAGUAUUUUUGACGAACUUCGAGGUGUUUCAUCUGGUGAUGAAACACUGUGUCGAAUGUUUGAUAUUUCUUCUCAAACAAAAUCAUUUUUGAAGGAGAAAUUAACGACGCAAAAAUGAGCAGUUUUUCAUCUGAUAUCCAAACACUCAUUAAACAUUAAUUUCCUUUGAAUUUUCUUUAUGAAUUAUUAAUGAGUUUGAGAAGUUAUGGUCCUUCCCUUUUAGGUACCAACUAUGACGAGCUGGAAUCCAUCAACCGCUUCCUCGGGCCAUUCUUUUUCUUCACGUAUUUUCUCGUUACGACGCUCAUCUUGAUGAAUUUCUUUGUGGCCAUACUCAAUGACUCUUUCACCGACGCUAGAGAAAUUCUUGAAGCGGAGUCCACGGGGGAAAAUAUGUCGGACUUCAUUGAAGAAUACGCCAAAGACAAGCUGAAGGAAAUAUCAGACGAACUACGAGCAAUGAUUGGCGGAAGAGAGACGAAUAACGCUGCCAGUGAUGACAAGCGCAAGAAAAACAAAAAUUGGGAAAGAGAUUUCUUUUUGUACUAG